UCCGGUAGGGGAUGAGACAGACGUGGCGGACUGGCAGUGUAAUGACAGCAGCACAGAGGGGGUUGUGUAGCGGAGAUGCUCCUCGGGGCUGUGCGGUGUGAUCGCUCUUGUGUAUUAGGGGAGGCCGGCCAUCGAUCAGCUGACAUUACUCACAUCUGCUUGUUUUCUCUCCUCCUGUUGCAGCCGUACAAGCCAUGCAGGAUGAUUUACUGAUGGACAAAACCAAAUCCCAGCAGCGGCAACAACAGCAGCAGUCAGCCUCCCAGCAGCAGCAGCAAGACAGCGUUAGUAUCUCGGAAGCCCCGUGUGCCGCAGAGUCCCCCCCCAGCACGGAGAACAGUGUCAGCGCCCCCACCCUGAAGGAGAAGAUGGAAUCUCCGAUCCUCCCGGGACUCAGCUUCCCCCAGCAGGAGCCCCCCGCCGGCCCUUCCCUGUCCCCAUCAUUCGGCAGCACCUGGUCCACCGGAGGGACGAGCAGCGCUGUGGAUGACAGCUUCUUCCAGGGGAUCCCUCCUGUCAAUGGGACGAUGCUCUUCCAGAACUUCCCCCACCACCAUCACCACGUCAGCCCAGUAUUCGGGGGCACCUUCUCCCCCCAGCUGGGGCUCGCCCACCACAAUCAGCAGCAGAGGAGAUCCCCAGUGAGCCCCAGCAAUCAUCCCCCCUACAACCAGAGAAACGCUUACAGCCAUCAGGCCAUCCUCACCAACAAACCUUCCUCCUCCUCUUCCUCAUCCCCAUCCAGCUGGAACAACCAGCAUAAUGCUGCCUGGAACAACCCCACCAACCCCUGGGGGGGGCUACAGCCUGGGAGGGACCCCCGCCGGGCAGUGGGGGUCGGGGUAGGUGUGGGAGUUGGGGUCCCCUCACCCCUCAAUCCCAUCUCCCCACUCAAGAAGCCUUUCUCUAGCAAUGUGAUCGCACCCCCCAAAUUCCCCAGAGCCUCACCAAUGGCCCCCAAAUCCUGGGUGGAGGACAACGUCUUCAGGACGGAUAAUGGAAACAACCUACUGCCCAUGCAGGACCGGAAUAGGCCCUAUGACUCCUUUAACCUGCACUCUUUGGAGAAUUCAUUAAUGGAUAUGAUACGGACUGAUCAUGAGCCUCUGAAAGCUCGAAUGGGGUUAAAUUUCCAUCAUCCAGCAACGGAUAACAUAAUGGCACUCAAUACCAGGAGCUAUGGUCGCAGACGAGGUCGAUCUUCACUCUUCCCAUUUGAAGAUGGCUUCCUCAGUGAUGGUCAUGGAGACCAAUCCUUGUCGUCUGGUCUGAAUUCUCCAACUCACUGUCAAAAUGGUGAAAGGGUCGAGCGCUACUCUCGGAAGGUGUUUGUUGGAGGGCUACCUCCUGACAUUGAUGAAGAUGAGAUCACAGCAAGCUUCAGACGGUUUGGACCGUUGGUUGUGGAUUGGCCACAUAAAGCAGAAAGUAAAUCUUACUUUCCACCAAAAGGUUAUGCGUUCCUGCUCUUUCAAGAGGAAACGUCCGUACAAGCUCUGAUUGACGCCUGCUUAGAGGAGGAUGGCAAGCUUUACCUGUGUGUAUCCAGCCCCACCAUCAAAGACAAACCUGUUCAGAUCCGGCCCUGGAAUCUUAGUGAUAGUGACUUUGUGAUGGAUGGGUCUCAACCUUUAGAUCCAAGAAAAACGAUAUUUGUUGGGGGUGUCCCACGACCCUUACGAGCUGUUGAGCUGGCAAUGAUCAUGGAUCGUCUCUAUGGGGGUGUCUGCUAUGCUGGCAUCGAUACAGAUCCGGAGUUGAAAUAUCCAAAAGGAGCUGGUCGGGUGGCGUUUUCCAACCAACAGAGCUACAUUGCUGCAAUCAGUGCUCGUUUUGUUCAGCUACAGCACAAUGACAUUGAUAAACGGGUGGAAGUGAAGCCAUAUGUGCUAGAUGAUCAGAUGUGUGACGAAUGCCAAGGCACUCGCUGUGGUGGGAAGUUUGCCCCCUUUUUCUGUGCCAAUGUGACCUGCCUGCAGUAUUAUUGUGAAUACUGCUGGGCUAGUAUCCAUUCCCGUGCUGGCAGGGAGUUCCACAAACCACUGGUGAAGGAAGGAGGUGAUCGACCUCGUCAUGUCCCUUUCCGUUGGAGCUGAACACUGCACCCAUCACUCAAGGUCUGGGAGAUGUGCAUCAUCUAGGCUCCUCAAGAUCUACAGAAGAAUUUGGUCUUUAUGUUCUUUUGUAUUAUAAAUAUUAGUUACAGCCACCUUACUUGAGUGUAACUGUCCUGAAUUUUGCACUUUGAUUUCUACCUAUAUAUAAUUGAAAACAUCUGCUUGGUACCUUAACUUUCCGUCACAGGAGUGUUGUGAGUAGAGACAUCUCAUUAGGCUGGUGCAAGUUCCUCUCUCUGCCAUGUUGUUGUGGGUGUGGUGAAGAAAUUCUCAACUGGAGCAUGCACUUAAAUAUCUGAUUCACAAUGUAUCUUACUCUCACCCCAUAGAAGAUGACUUACCAAAGGCCUCAUAAGUGGAUAAUGUAGCAAAAACCUUAGCAAUCCAUCAGUCUUAUCUCAUUCAUGCAGUGAAGUAUAGUGAAUGUCAUCACUGCUUUAUAAACCUACAACAUCUCCAGCUUGUAUGGGUAUUUAAGAACCAUGUAUUUUGUAACCUAAGUUAAAAAGAAAAAGUAUAUCUUAUAAAGUGAAUCAGAUUUUUUAUAUGUAUAUUUUAUUUUUUAUCUUAUUUUGCUGUGUUUUAUUUUUUAUUUUAUUUUUUUAUUAUUGAGCAGGUUAUGUUUGAAAGAUGUAGACCUUUUUAGUGUUAUGUACAUGUAUGCUGCAAUAGCUUUUGCUGCUAUUUAAACAAAAAUGGUGUUGGUAAUUCCAGAAUACUCUAUUCAGGCUAGGGUAUCUGUGAUUGAAAAAUACAAAAUGAAGUCAAUAAGAGCUGCUGGUAAAUUGAUUUAGAAACUUCCGAGGAAGGUCGUCUUAAUUUUUAUUAUUUUUUCCUACUGCAUGUUUGAUAAUCUGAUAGUUGCAUGCAAUAAUAAACGACAUCAUAUUCAACUUGACCACAAUGCACAAAUAAAGUGUCUAUAUAGACUAACGAUGCUAAAUAAUGAUAUAAAAUAAGACUGGAGGAAGGCAUGUCUGAUUAUCUGUAAUGCAUCUAAAAGAAUACGGUUAGUUCAUUACAGAUUUUUUUUAUUUACAACCAGUAAGUAAAAUAAAUGUAGGAAAUUAUUAAGUAAACGAAAAAAGUAUAGUAGAAAAAAAAACAUAAUUAAAGAUGCGGUGCUCUGUUAUAUUGUGCAAUUUAUUUUAUGUAGUAAAGUGAUUAUGUCCUGUACUGUGAUCAGAUGUAACUUAAGGCCUCUGUGUUUAUCUGACAGCUUGUUAGUUGAUAGUUAAACAAAAACAUGAGCUCUUUGUUAGUUACAAAUCCCUAUUUUGUGUUUUGUUUGUUUAUUUUUUAUUUUUUUAAUUAUAUUUUCUGUAGAGUAUUUUUGUAGUUAUUUUAGCCCAAGCUCGGCACACUAAUUAUUCCGUAAUCUAUUGUUCUCAGACACUACCAAAAUGAUUGGAUAUAUUAUCUGUUGGACAUGCAAGGCACAAAAAUGCUAAAUUAAUGUCUGCCUUGAAAAUGUAUCAGGGUAAGGUUUAGUAUUUUUUUUUUUUUAAGACAAACUAAACUUUUAUCCUACGUGUAUCCUGUGAAGCUUGAAGAUUUAGUCCUGCUAACAGUGGGCAUUUUUUAGCACAAGGCUGUUCUGCAGAUAGUAUUUAUUGGUGUACAAGUCUUGAAAGUACCCCGACUCCUUUUAAGAAAGGAGCCUCCCAAUUUAAUAGAUUUAAAUACAGGUAGUUUACCUGCAAAAGAUGGCAUGUCUGUGCACAGAGAGCAUAAUAAUUUCUUGUGUUCCCUGAAGGAUUUUCUGCAAUUUAAUUCUUUGUGGGCACAAAGUAUUUAUUUUUCUCAUAUUUGUAUGUUAAGUUGCAAAUGUAAGACAUAAAGUAAUUAUUUUUUUAUAUUUUAUCUUAUUUUUUUUGCUUUUGAAUAAUAUAUUCAAGCGGGAAAAAUGUGGGAGCUACAUCUUUAUGUGCCCUCUGCAUUGCAUAUCCUUUUGGAGCUAUUUGAAGCUAUAACUUUUGUUAAAAAAAAAAAAAAUAAUCUGUCAUCUGUAAAAAUGUUUUGUUAUGCACUACUAUUUGUACCUGGGCAAUUUUUCACAGUCCACUUUUGUUUUUGUUUUUUUUGUUUUUAAUAGAAUCUUUUUUUUGACAUGAUCUUUUGCAAUACCUCAAAUUUUGAAUAUAGGAAAAAAUAUUUUCUAAGUAACUUUAUUCAGAAAUAUAUAUUAAUUUAAAUUUUUCAAAGAUAAUGAUUUAAUAUUACUAUUUUUUUGUUUGUUUCCACGCUUUAUUUGCUUUUUUAUGUUCAGAUCAUUUGGAAAAAAAAUUAGAGCUUUGUAACUUUAUAUGACAAUUUAGUGAGACAAAAAAUCUACCCAAUUGUGAGAAUAAAGCCUUGAGAUCGUUGGUCAAGGAAAAAAAUAGCAGAGACCCACAAAAUUAUAUAUAAUAACCAUGUUAUAGUUGGUGCUCAAAGCAAGGACUGGUAGAUUAAAAAAAAUAUAAAUAAAAUUUGUAUGUUAAUAAUCAAGUGUUGAUUAUGCAUGACUGACCAGAAUUGUGAAAGAAUUCUUCUAUUUGUCUUUUUUAGAAAACCUUUAUUUUUUAGUUUGUUAAAUUAUGGUGGUCUUUACUUUUUUGUUUUCCCAAUUUGUAAACCUGUAAGCCCCAAAUUCUGUUAAUUCAUGUUAACCUAUUUGCUGUAAGAGGAAUCCGCAAUUAGUUUUUUCUUUGCCUGACCCUCUUACAACUAAGUGGUUUAGCAGGGUCCUUUGCGCGAAUAAUAUUUUUUAAAAUGCAUUUUCGAUUGCAACUUAACUAAAAUGUUGGAUGUAUCAGUUCAGUUGGUUGCCUUUCCUUGGUGUUAGACUUGAAUUAGUCAAUAUUUUGAAGGCAGACUUAAUCUUGAUUAUUUGUUGUUAUGUGCAAUACUGUUUGUACUGUUUAUAUAAAAAAGAAAAAAAAAAAGAGAAAAAAAUGCAUAAAUCUUAUUGCAGAUUUAUUUUCAUUGCAAACAUUGUGGGUUCCGUAAGAUCAUUUUUCUACUGUCAGAUAUGUACCUUUUUCUUCAUGCUGGUAUUUUUUCAAUAGUAAUGUAGCCUUUGUACUGAGACAAGAUUUUCAUUGUUAUUUUUAGAAAGAUUUUUUGCUAAGAAAAAAAAAUGAAAACAUAUUUACAUAUUUUUCAUUUUUAUUUUGUAUUCUCCCUAGAGUGCUUUCUCAACCAUAAAUAACUGUUGUUCCUCGGAGGUACUUUCAGAUCUGGUCAAUGUCAUUAAUAUUAUUUUGUAUUUUUACUUGGAAUAAAUUAAUUUUAUUAUGCUAAUUGUUUAAAAAGUUUAUUUUUUUCAUUUCCGUUAUUUUUGACGCUAAAGAAACCUUUGUAAUAUUGUUACUAAAGUGUCUAAUUUUUUGAAAAGCAAAGCUUUAUGUAUUAACAUGCUGAUGUGGUUUACAAUGGUGUGGCAGUGAUGAAAAUGGUUGGUUAUGUAAAGUGAUUUAAAUAAUGUAAUGAACAAUUGGGCAAUAAAAAAUUGAGUGAAGCAGAAACA
Rana temporaria (common frog) is the source of this 5628-nucleotide messenger RNA. RefSeq names its product cytoplasmic polyadenylation element binding protein 3 (gene CPEB3). Bases 195 to 2096 code for a protein of 633 amino acids. Gene Ontology annotation, cellular component: cytoplasm; synapse; nucleus. Lineage: Eukaryota; Metazoa; Chordata; Amphibia; Anura; Ranidae. The transcript is spliced from 10 exons. The record is from RefSeq and is a predicted model, not a curated record. Gene Ontology annotation, biological process: negative regulation of cytoplasmic translation. Gene Ontology annotation, molecular function: ribosome binding; mRNA regulatory element binding translation repressor activity; mRNA 3'-UTR binding.